CCACAUUCCCAGUGAAUAGUGAAAAGUUCCAGAAAACCAGCUCCAGCCAACUGAAUCAUUGCUGUCUAGACGGAAUAGUCAGAAAAAACCACGAAAUCCCCAUCCAAGAGGCCAAAGUAAUUGAUUAAUAACCCACCAAGUAUGGAGAAAAUCUGGAAGAAAGUGUGCGAGCACCAUGAUGUCCCGGAGCAGGUGGCCAAUGAGUGGUUCGCCCGCAUCCAGCAGCAUUUGAGCUCUGAGGAUCCGUCUCGCGCCUACCACAACUGGCAGGAGAUGAUGCAGCGCAAGUUGCCGCAUCUGGCUGGCGUGGCCAAUCCCAAUAUCGUGCUGGCCGCCUUUUUCCAGUACUAUCACUUCGAUGGCAACCGCAGCUGUGCCGAGCAGAACUGCGAGGUCUUCGAGGAGUUUUGCCAAGAUGCUGUCAUCGAGGAUGAUCACGCCAAGAGUCUGGUGUGCAAUUUGCUGGGGCGCAAGACCCCGGAGAACCAGUUGACCUGGUGCCAUGACGACGAGGCCAACUUGCUUCAAGAUGUGGAUCUGGUGGUGCUUGCUGCCUCGCCUGAGGAAUACAAGCACUAUACUACUCUACUCCGCUCGGAGUACGCCAAUCUGGAUGAUGCCACCUAUAAGGCCAUGCGCAUCAAGGUGCUGGAGACCCUAUUGAUGAUACCCUCCAUCUAUGCCACCGGGGAGUACCAUGACAAGUACGAGGAGCUGGCCCGCGCCAACAUACGCAGCGAGAUCAACGAGCUGAAGAAGCAGUAAACCAGAGUCGGGGAGUCAGAAGGAUCGGGAUACGUAGGGGCUGCUUUGUUUACUGCUAUUGAGUUGUGUACUUACCGGCCGUUUUACCUCGUUUGACUGCAAGGCACUCGUGUAUUGAAGAGCUAACUUCUCUGCCGAGCCUCUACUUAAUUUUACUCCUAAGUCAUGUGUAAUCAAAAUCAUUUUCCUAGUUAGUGUGUACGCCUAGAUAUAUAUGUACGUAAGCCCUGUAGACUCCAGCUCAUAAUAAACUUGAUGUAAAUGAUGUACCAAA
Messenger RNA from Drosophila subpulchrella, 1039 nucleotides. RefSeq lists its product as uncharacterized. The transcript has 3 exons. Lineage: Eukaryota; Metazoa; Arthropoda; Insecta; Diptera; Drosophilidae. The coding region runs from base 142 to 765 and encodes 207 amino acids. The record is from RefSeq and is a predicted model, not a curated record.